Molecule: messenger RNA, 1119 nt
Organism: Malassezia japonica
Lineage: Eukaryota; Fungi; Basidiomycota; Malasseziomycetes; Malasseziales; Malasseziaceae
Exons: 1
Coding region: 1-1119 (372 amino acids)
Biological process (GO): fungal-type cell wall polysaccharide metabolic process
Cellular component (GO): fungal-type cell wall
Source: RefSeq, a predicted model, not a curated record
AUGAAGCUCACUGUCUCUACUGUCCUUACUGCGCUUGCGCUUGUGUCUGCGACACAGGCUGCGGUGCUCCCACCCGCCGACAGGCACAUGGUGGACCGCAGGAACAACGGCAAUGCUGAUUCUCUUCUGCAGGGCUUUGCAGCUGGUCUGCACUCUGUGGUCGGUUCGUGGAACCAGCAUCAGUCUAGCUCGAGUGGCUCGUCGCACACCCGCAACGCGGCGGUGUCGAACUCGACUGCCUCGACGCAGUCGGGCUCGAACUCGUCGGGUUCGGGCUCGUCCACUGGCUCGUCCACGGGCUCGUCGUCGUCGUCGGCUUCUCCUUCGUCGUCCUCGUCCUCGUCCUCGUCCAACUCGGGCAACGCGCCGCUGUCCAACAGCGGCAAGCUUGGUCUGGCGUGGGCGAACAAGGGAAGCAUGAACAUUAACCGCUGGAUUAACGACAAGGUCUCCUGGUACUACUCGUGGGACGCCACGCCGGGCUGGAGGAACGCGCCGACGAACAUCACGUUCUGCCCCAUGCUCUGGGGUGAGCGGAACGAGGAUGACUUCCGUCAGCACGUCCUCCAGAACCUCAAUGGCAAGCACAACCAAGGCAAGUGUGUUCUUGGUAUGAACGAGCCGAACCAGAAGGGCCAGUCGGACAUGUCGGUUAACACUGCGUGUGGUCUUAUGCGUGCCAACAUCCUCCCUCUCAAGGGCCUCGGCUGGUACGUGGUCUCCCCUGUCACCACCAACGCCCCGAGCGGUGAGACCUGGAUGGACAACUUCCGCUCGACGUGCCCCGAUGUGUGGAGCGCGAUCGACGCGGUGGCGCUGCACUACUACGACACCUCCACGAACAAGUUCAAGAAGUACGUGAACCACUGGCACAACAAGUACGAGAAGCCUAUCUGGGUUACCGAGUACGCUUGCCAGAACUUCAACGGUGGUGCGCAGUGCUCCACUGGUCAGGCAUACAACUUCCACACCGAAAUGGCCAACUGGUUCAACGAGCAGGACUUUGUCGAGGCGUACGCUCCGUUCGGCGUCAUGCAGAACAUGCAGGGCGUCUCCUCUACGAACCAGCUCGCCAAUGGCCAGACCCCCAGCCCGCUGUUCAACGCGAUCACUCAGUAA